This is a messenger RNA of Exaiptasia diaphana, 2544 nucleotides long. RefSeq names its product QRFP-like peptide receptor. The transcript has a single exon. Gene Ontology annotation, molecular function: peptide binding; G protein-coupled receptor activity. Bases 244 to 1458 code for a protein of 404 amino acids. The record is from RefSeq and is a predicted model, not a curated record. Lineage: Eukaryota; Metazoa; Cnidaria; Anthozoa; Actiniaria; Aiptasiidae. Gene Ontology annotation, cellular component: membrane. Gene Ontology annotation, biological process: G protein-coupled receptor signaling pathway.
UUGUAUUUUUGCGGCGGGUGAGCACACGCUCUCCUGAUCACAGUUCAAUGGAUGACUCACCAAGCAAUAAGUUUAUAGCACAAUUAUCUUAAAGGAAACUUAAAUAGAGUGUAGUAUUAACAGCACUACGAGAGACAACGAUAUGAUGAGGACUUUUGACGCCUUCAACAAACGCCAACACAGACGCCAUGCGAUAAAACACUAUUUCUUCAGAGACUAAAAUUGCGUCAGACGAGAAGAACAAUGGAAGACGAGAGCCUUAUUGUUGGMAAGACAGUGAUCUUGGUCUUGAUAUUUAUUGUUAGUGUCACAGGAAACGCUCUAGUGUGUUAUUGUGGRCUUCACACACARAGAAUGUCGGCCAUGAACCAUAUUAUUGUGAAUUUAGCCGCCAGCGAGAUAUUGAUAGCAUUUCUUGUUAUUCCGAUCAAAAUUGAGCGUGAGCUAACAGGAGAGAUUAUAUUGGGUGGAACACUUUGCAAGCUAAUGGAGUAUGUACAAACUGUUGCGCUUGGUGCUUCCAUGAUGUCUUUGAUAAUGUUGAGUGUGGAUCGCUAUUGUUCAGUUUUUCAUCCAUUGUCUAAAAUAACCCGUAGACAAGCCAAACAUAUGAUGGUAUUUUCUUGGUGUUAUCCUCUUUUGUGUGCGAGUCCAGUGAUGUAUUACGUCCUGGGAACGUCCCACCAACCCAACGCCCUGUUACUACAGUGUCAGCACGGCCAUUGGCAUGCACUCACCCAGUUAGACAGACUAUACUCUUUAAUACAACUAUGGUUGGUGUUUCUMUUGCCUGUUCUAAUGGUAACAAUGGUAUAUGCCGUCAUUGUAACCCGUCUUCUUCGRACUGGUUCWCCAACAAGAGGAAGAAUCACCAACGUCGGGCCGACAACCAAACCAGUUCAAUAUCCAGGCCCAAUACACCGUAGUUAUACAACUGCUUUUGACUCAAAUAUCGUUCCGUUAGCAAAACGGCGCUCAGUUGUAAUGAACUUAAUAGUGAUGUCAGCAUAUUUGUUCUGCUGGACGCCGUUAGCGGCGCUUUAUGUCAUUCGAAAUAUCAAGACUUUUAGACAUGACUUGGGCUUCCAAACAAUACACGAUCUUUCUUCGUUUCUUGCGCUGGCAAAACUUUGCUUAAAUCCAGCCAUYUACAGCUUCUUUGAUAACGCUAUUCGCGAUCAGUUGUGUCGAUGCAGGUGUAAUAAUUCCAAUGAACAAGUUGUUUACCCCGAAAAGUGCAUAAGAGGRAAAUUGAGCGAGCUCAGUGUCAGUAAAAUUGCCUACUCGAGUAUCAAUGGUCCAGCAGCGAAUACCGAGCCUUUGUUGCUUACAAGCUCAAAUCAAAGRAACUCAUAUAAAGCUACAACCUUUAACACUGAAAAACUUGCUCAGAUGAUUGCYAACACUCGGAGAUAUAGGAGUUUUGGCAUGUUUACGUCUAGGAGUUCUAAUAUUUGAUAAGAUGUUUGACGAAACGCACGCGUUGGGCUACAAUAAACUCCCUAUUCAAUUUGAAUUUGGAGUAUUAAUUGUAAGAAACGCUUAACUUGAAAAGUUUAUAACAUAAAUUGGGAUAUUCAACGGAUACUCACUGACUCACAGCCUUUGUAAGACUUGCAAAGCUAAGGCUWUUGCUUAGAACUUAGUGUUUCUACUUAUCUAGUACACAACAUUUUAUAUAAUUGGGUUCUACUAAUUAUUCCAAUCCGAUGUUUAAUGGAAAUGUUACAGUGCCCAUGUGCUUUUUGCGUUUUUGCAAAAUACGCGCGGUGUCAGUGAUCAUAUGCGCGUGAAAAUAAGGUAAAUUCAUUCGCGAAAUAUGUGAUAMUAAUAAUAUUUUAUAAUGCUCGAUAUUUAUACAAUUGCCUGAAUCGUCCCAAAACACGUUGCUCCAUGCCAAUACGCAUUUGGAAUGAUGAUUUGGGCGAUCAUAUGGCGGCACUAGACCUAAUAAUUCCGCAUCGCGACGUUCACCAAUUUCUGUUUUAUAUUUUGGUGAUAUGAACUAAUUGAAUUAACGACAGCUGUAAAAUAGCAUCAUGAUCAUAUAUCUCUCUCCAUGAUCCUACCAUCCACUUUUGUACUAGGAAAAUCGUGAAAUAGUCGGRCAUUAGAUGUCUAUAUAUAAAACAGUAUGAAAGACUAACAUAAUUUUUUUAUUCAAGAAGGCUUAUGUCAGAGCAUUUUAGAUACGUUAGUUUGCGUUACAGUUUUAUUUGAUUGUCAAGCAUUGCUGAACAACAGAAUGCAAACGAAACAGAUCUAUAUGUCACUGAUUUAUCUGAUAAGAUGUAAAGCCAUGCAUAGAAGGAMUGCUAUUAUGUAAACCUAUAAAUGUAUCAUAUAGGAGAGCUAAAUGGAAUGUAACAAUGUUUUAUCAUAAGGCUAAGUCGAACUUGUUGAGUUCUGAGAUCACACUUGUCAAACGCAACACCAAACAAAGCUAAAUAUAAACACGCAGGUUGACCGCAAUUUUAUUUAAUGCGCGCGGUCAUCACACAAUUCGUUUUCUGAAUUAUAUUUUGGCAUAGAAAAAGGUACACU